Molecule: messenger RNA, 3094 nt
Organism: Gadus morhua (Atlantic cod)
Lineage: Eukaryota; Metazoa; Chordata; Actinopteri; Gadiformes; Gadidae
Product: glycerol kinase
Exons: 20
Coding region: 197-1837 (546 amino acids)
Biological process (GO): glycerol metabolic process; phosphorylation; glycerol-3-phosphate biosynthetic process
Cellular component (GO): mitochondrion
Molecular function (GO): glycerol kinase activity
Source: RefSeq, a predicted model, not a curated record
UAACCCGGGCCACACUGGUUGGCCAAACUCGUCUUUUGCACUCCGUUCUGGUUGCGUCUGCCCACGCUGGUUUGUAUUCAUUGUACAGAAGUUGCCGAGUCGUAGUCCCAGCAGUCUGUUUCUCAAAGGCUGUGUGCCUCCACCGAGUAUCGCUGAUCAUUUUAAUCUAUUUAGUGUAUCCUGGUAUAUUACCAGAAUGAAAGCAAACGCUGGGACGGACCCGCUGGUCGCCGCGGUGGACCAGGGCACCAGCUCGACGCGCUUUCUGGUGUUCAAUGCUAGAACGGCCGAGGUUGUGAGUCAGCAUCAGGUGGAGAUCACACAGUUUUUUCCCAAAGAGGGCUGGGUGGAGGAGGACCCCAAAGAGAUCAUCCAGUCAGUGUACGACUGCAUAGAGCGGACGUGCGAGAAGCUCGGUCAACUCAACAUCGACCUCUCCAACAUUAAAGCGGUGGGCGUGACCAAUCAGAGAGAGACAACAGUGGUGUGGGAUAAGGGGACCGGGGAGCCACUCUACAAUGCCCUGGUUUGGCUUGAUCUGCGUACACAGUCCACGGUGGAAAGACUCAUCAACAAGUCCCCGGGCAAGAACAAAAACCACCUCAAGCCCAAGACGGGCCUGCCCAUCAGCACCUACUUCAGCGCGGUGAAGCUGCGCUGGCUACUGGACAACGUGGAGGAGGUCCGCCGGGCGGUGGAGGAGGACAGGGCCAUGUUUGGUACGGUGGACUCAUGGAUCAUAUGGUGUCUGAGUGGGAACACGGACGGAGGCGUUCACAUCACGGACGUGUCCAACGCCAGCCGCACCCUGCUCUUCAACAUCCACACCCUGGACUGGGACCUCGAGCUCUGCAGGUAUUUUGACGUCCCCAUGGAUAUUCUGCCCAAAGUUAGGAGCUCGUCGGAAAUAUAUGGAUGCAUGAAGUCCAGCUCUCUCUCAGGGGUGCCAAUCUCGGGGUGUCUCGGGGAUCAGUCUGCCGCCCUGGUUGGACAGAUGUGCUUCAAGGAAGGCCACGCCAAAAACACGUAUGGAACGGGCUGUUUUUUGCUACGAAACACUGGAUCCAAGCCGGUGAAGUCUGAGCACGGGCUCCUCACCACUGUGGCCUAUCAGCUGGGCAGGGACCAGCCCGCCUGCUACGCUCUCGAGGGGUCGGUUGCCAUAGCGGGGGCGGUUGUCCGGUGGCUAAAGGACAAUAUGGGAAUUGUCAAGUCAACUGCCGAGAUAGAGAAACUGGCAGCUGCCGCGGGCUCGUCUUACGGCUGCUACUUUGUUCCGGCAUUUUCCGGGCUCUACGCCCCCUACUGGGAGCCCAGUGCACGAGGAAUCAUCUGUGGGCUGACUCAGUUCACCAACAAAAACCACCUGGCCUUCGCUGCCCUGGAGGCGGUCUGCUUCCAGACCAGAGAGAUCCUGGAUGCCAUGAACCAGGACAGCGGUGUUCCUCUAGACCAGCUCUGGGUGGACGGAGGGAUGACCUCCAACCGGCUGCUGAUGCAGCUGCAGGCCGAUAUCCUCUGCAUCCCCGUUGUGCGCCCCACCAUGGCGGAGUCCACGGCCUUGGGGGUCGCCAUGGCUGCAGGCGCGGCUGAGGGAGUGAAUGUCUGGGACCUGACCACCGAUCAUCUUCCCCAGGUCGUCUCGGAGACCUUUGUGCCCCAGAUUAACCCUAACGAGAGUGAGUUCCGCUUCUCCCGCUGGAAGAAGGCUGUGCAGAAGGCCAUGAACUGGGAGACCAUAGAACCUGCCAGCCUCUCAAACGGAUUAGAGAAGAAGAUGAAGGGCCCUCCCUGGGGGGUCCUGCCGAGCCCUCCACCGAACCGAGCCGACCCCUGAGAUCAAAAGCAAUAGCUGAACUUGGGAGAACCUUUGGUGGCCAAAGGCAACAAAGAAGGCCAUUGUGUGACCAAACGGAAGAUAAAAUUGCAGUUUGACCUUGACACUCACUGCCGUCAAAACAGCAUCGAACAUCUCAAUUGGGAUUUCUUUGUUAUUUUUGUGAAAAUUUGAAUGUGAAGACGAUUAAAUUGGUGCUGCAGUCCAAAUGCACAAUAUUUAAGUUAUCUCCUCCCCAGACCCUGCCCACCCCUCCUCCCCAGACUCCGCCCACCCCUCCUCCCCAGACUCCGCCCACCCCUCCUCCCCAGAAUCCGCCCAACCCUCCUCCCCAGAUUCCGCCCACCCAAUCCUUCCCAGAAUGAACGCAAGCCCAAUUAUAAUUUUAAAUGUCAAGCGUUAAGUCCUACACUAAGUUUAUCGGCUAAUGUUACGUUCGCCAAUUUUAAACCAACACAUCACGGAAACAUAACAUUGUCGGAGGAAACAUCUUUUUGCAAAUUGUCAUGAACGGUUAAAAGAGAAAUCUCAUGCGUGUCAUUUCCAGUAGCAAAACAAACUGCCAUGCUCAGUUAGGUUCACAAUUAAGUCCUCCUCCUCAAGAAAUACUGUAUAUAUUUGACCACUGGCCAUAACCUUAUUUCAUUUUCCACUUUGUGGAAGCAAUGAAGGUUUAAUUUCCUCCAAGAAACUCAAAUUUAGUAACUUGAGAUGACUUUGAAGCUUUGACAUUUUGUUAUCCUUCGAAGGUGUUUUACUAUUUCUCUGAAUGUGAUGGUUGAAAAACUGAAUUUCUCAACCAAAUGUUUGCGCAUGCUCUGCCAGCUCUGGAACGCACUUUAUCAAUGACAUUGUGUCGAGCAUGGGCUAAUUAAAAGGGAUUUCAUGAGGGAAUGUGAAAUUGGGCUUUUAAUUAAUCAAUUUAAUUGACACAUCUAUGCAGUACUGUCAAGUCAAAAUAUUUUAGCCUGCUACAUGUUGGAAAUCAAACCUGCCAUAAGAUCACCUAGAACACAGGUCAUGGCCCAGAUCAGAAACUGUAUACAUGUAUUGGGGUCUUGGUGACCGGGUUUGGUUACUUCCACUAAAAUAUCAGACUGAUGAUUCAUUUUAAAAAGGGCGAAAAACAAAUCAAGCUGUUUUUUGUUGAAACAUGUACAUAUGUUCAAAUCCUAUUUGUCUGAGAUGUAAUUUCAAUGUGCAAGAGCCCCUCUACUGAAAUGUACAGAUGUUUUAAUAAAACUCUUGAAAAUUGAA